AUGCCUUCCGAAGUGCCAGUAGUUCUAAUUUCGGGAGCUUCAUCAGGAAUUGGUCGCUCAACUGCUUUGGAACUGGCCAAACUCAAAUGGAGAUUAUCGUUAUCGGGCCGAAACGAAGAAGCCAUGGCCGCAGUUGUGAAGGAGUGCAAGAAAACUGGAGCCACUGAUGUGAGGUGUACAGGAUGGAAAGCAUAAAUUAUUCUUUAGGUUACCACAACGGUUGGAGAUUUGAGGGAUGAUGAGGUCGCGAAGGAUUUUGUUGAUCACACACUUCAAACAUUUGGGAGGAUUGAUUCCCUGGUGAAUGCAGCUGGGAUUCUUGUAAAUGGAACCGUGGAGGACUCCAGUUUGACUGAUUAUGACAAACAGUUUGAUGUAAAUGUCAGAAGGUGAGGUCAUCUUGUGUCAAAUGAUCUUCUCUUAGUAUUAUUGCCUUAACAAAAUACGCGUUGCCCCACAUCAUUAAAACUAAAGGCACGAUUGUCAACGUGAGCAGUGUGGCUGGAACAAAUGCUGUGAGUCAGUUUUCCCCUGAAAAAUAGCUAGUAAUCCAGAAUACGUAUAAUAAAUAUUAUUUUAGUUCCCAGGUGUGACUUAUUACUGUAUGUCCAAAGCAGCGCUGGAUCAGUUUACCAAAUGCUUGGCACUGGAGAUGGCUCCUCAUGGAGUGCGAGUAAAUUCCGUGAAGUAAGUUGGUUUUUGCACUACUUACCCGAUUUUAGUCCCGGAGUCAUCGUAAGUAACAUCCAUCGACGUGCUGGUCUCGAUGAUGCCCAAUACAAAGCUGUGAGUUAAAAUAAAACAUUUAUUACUAAUUUUUUAGUUUCUUGAAAAGAGUAAAACAACGCAUGCCCUGGGGCGUGUAGGAGAAGCGGAAGAAGUUGCCAAAGCCAUCAAAUUCCUGGUUACCAAUGAGUCCUCUUUUACUACGGGACAUCUUCUGAUGGUGGAUGGAGGUAG
Bursaphelenchus xylophilus (pine wood nematode) is the source of this 960-nucleotide messenger RNA. The record is from the annotation of a GenBank genome assembly. Lineage: Eukaryota; Metazoa; Nematoda; Chromadorea; Rhabditida; Aphelenchoididae.